AUGAAGGACAUCCACAUUGUUAAAGCUAAUCCACCAAGGGAUAAGUAUAACCUCGCUUAUGCUUUUUUGUUUUUUCAUGGGUUGGGUUUUCUUUUGCCUUGGAACGUUUUUAUUAACGCUCGCGAGUACUUUAUUGAUUAUAAGCUUAAUACUACACUCAGUGCAAAUGCUGAUUACCGGAUUAAUUUCGUGAAUUACGUUGGAAUUGCGGCUCAGUUCCCUGGCCUGUGCUUUGCUGCAUGGAAUACCUUUUACCAUGCUGGAUCAAGUUUAUUUUAUUCUUUUUAUCCGUUUCUUGGUUCUGAAAUAGCUGUUUUUUGGGGGGCUUUUGUUUCAAGUGCUUCUAAUCCAACAUUCCGCUUCGUCGUUGCUAUGGUGUUCGAGGUUCUUGUCCUUCUUUUCACAGUGGUUAUUGCAAUAAUUGACACUUCAGAAGUUGCUGAGAGUUUUAAUAUGAAUUGUUUGAGCUGGUUUUUCAUGUAUUUGGUCAAAUUAACUUGUCUUAUAAUUACUAUUGUGCGUGCACCUCUGGCUAUUCGCUAUAGUGGUCUGGAGCAGGCAAUUAAGUGA
This is a messenger RNA of Protopolystoma xenopodis, 570 nucleotides long. The record is from the annotation of a GenBank genome assembly. NCBI's taxonomy places the organism in Eukaryota, Metazoa, Platyhelminthes, Monogenea, Polystomatidea, Polystomatidae.